Trichomonas vaginalis G3 is the source of this 504-nucleotide messenger RNA. RefSeq names its product leucine-rich repeats (6 copies)-containing protein. The transcript has a single exon. Bases 1 to 504 code for a protein of 167 amino acids. The record is from RefSeq and is a predicted model, not a curated record. Lineage: Eukaryota; Parabasalia; Trichomonadida; Trichomonadidae.
AUGCAAAUUGGAACAUAUGCAUUUUCUAAUACUUACAUAUCAAGUAUUACAUUUCCUUCCUCAUUAACUUUCUCCGACUAUACUGUUGCUUAUUGCAGUAAACUGAAAGAAAUUGUUCUUCCAGAUGACUUAACAUCAAUUCCGCCUUACUUUGCAUACAUGUGCACUAACCUUAAUAGUGUUGAAGCAAAAGGAGCAACAGUAAUUCAAAAAAGAGCAUUUCAAUUUUGUAUUAAUUUAGAAACUGUUAAAUUUUCUACGGUCACAGCAUUUCAAGAAUAUUGUUUCAGUUAUUGCUCUAAACUUAGAAUGCAAUUUGAUGAAAAAGUGCCAGUAACUUUUGAGGAGCAUUCUUUUGAAUUUUGUGAUUCACUAUCAUUUGACUCAGUACCAUCAACCUGGAGUUUUUCAGGGUCUUAUAAUUUUCUUGGAUGUAAUGGACUUACAUCCUUAAAAAUUGCAAAAUCCCCAGCACUUAUUCUUUCCAAGGCUGUCGUGGACUGA